AUGCUUUUUCCUACUGGAUAUAAUUCAGAUCAACCUUCUUCUGAAAAAUUCUGUGAUUAUGAUCAAUGUUCAAUUUUAUCUGACACAGAAAGUUCACGGCAGGUUUUAAUCUGUGGUCAUGCAUAUCAUAGUGAUUGUUUAAAAACUUUAAAUUUCAUAUGUUUACCUUGUAUACAUUAUUUUUGUGAUGGAAUUAAAAAACUUUCUCAAAGUUUUAUAGAUAGAUUAUCAAAAGGAAUAUCAGAAGAUUUACUUAUUUUAGAAGAAGAAGAUGAUAGGAUUACAGAUGAAGAUAAUAAUAUGUUUGAAGAUGAAAUAGGUGAAAACAUAUUAGCACAAGAAAAAUUCUUUCAUUCUUUAUCUUUAUUUUAA
Messenger RNA from Funneliformis geosporum, 372 nucleotides. The record is from the annotation of a GenBank genome assembly. Lineage: Eukaryota; Fungi; Glomeromycota; Glomeromycetes; Glomerales; Glomeraceae.